This is a messenger RNA of Penicillium cinerascens, 504 nucleotides long. RefSeq lists its product as uncharacterized. The transcript is spliced from 2 exons. Bases 1 to 504 code for a protein of 167 amino acids. Lineage: Eukaryota; Fungi; Ascomycota; Eurotiomycetes; Eurotiales; Aspergillaceae. The record is from RefSeq and is a predicted model, not a curated record.
AUGGCUCCAACCAACGGCACCCCGAAGAAGGGUACUCCAAGCAAGGCCACCUCCGCCAAGGGAACCCCGAGAAAGGCCACCCCAAAGAGAAACAAGACUCGAUCCAAGGUGACCGUGGCUGAUCUUUCGAGCAAGAGCACCGAAGCCAUCACUUUCCUUUGGAUUCUCCUUCAGGCAGAACUGAAGAAUAAACCCAACAACGCUCCGGAAUACAAGGCCGUGACCGAUGCCCUCGGAAUCACUAAGAAUGCUGCGUGUCUUCGCUAUUAUCGCAUCAGAGAUGCCUUUGCAAACGAUGCCGAGUCCGACCAGGACCACGAGGAGGGGGAUGUCCAGGAGGAUUGCCCCAAGAAGCAAUCGAAAAGCCCCAAGAUCAAGAAUGAAGCUGAGUCCGAGAUCCCUACGGUCAUGGAUGUAGAAGAGACUGUCGGCCCUCGUGUCAAAAUUGAGGAGUUUGACGUACCCUAUGUUCAGAUGGAGGUGGAGGAUGAUUUCGAGGUUUGA